Rhododendron vialii is the source of this 1526-nucleotide messenger RNA. RefSeq names its product UDP-glycosyltransferase 90A1-like. Gene Ontology annotation, molecular function: UDP-glycosyltransferase activity. Lineage: Eukaryota; Viridiplantae; Streptophyta; Magnoliopsida; Ericales; Ericaceae. The transcript has a single exon. The coding region runs from base 37 to 1443 and encodes 468 amino acids. The record is from RefSeq and is a predicted model, not a curated record.
UAAAGGAAGAAUCAGCUGAGAGAGAGAGGGAGAGGAAUGGCUGCUUCUCCACGUUAUUCCGGACCUCACAUAGUUCUCUUUCCAUUCAUGGCCAAAGGCCACACCAUCCCACUCCUCCACCUGGCUCGUCUCCUCCUCCAUCGUAACAUCACCGUGACAAUUUUCACAACCCCAGCAAACCAGCCCUUUGUUUCCGACUCUCUCUCCGACACAAAUGUCUCUGUCGUCGAGCUUCCCUUCCCACAGAAUAUUGACGGAGUCCCCGCCGGGGUAGAGAGCACCGACAAGCUCCCUUCCAUGUCCCUCUUCGUCCCUUUCGCCGCCUCCACAAAACUCAUGCAGCCCGACUUCGAACAAGCACUUGAGGCCCUCCCCUCUACCACUUGCAUCAUAUCCGACGGAUUCCUAGGGUGGACUCAACAGUCGGCGGCUAAGUUUGGAAUCCCGCGCCUUGUUUUCUACGGCAUGAGUAGCUACUCACAGGGCGUGAGCAGAUGCGUUAUGGUGAAUGGUCUACUUUCGGGACCCGAACUAGAUGACGAGCCGUUUAUCGUGACCGACUUCCCGUGGAUCAAGCUCACCAGGAACGACUUCGACGGACCCUUCAAUUUGCGGGGAACGAACGGCCCUUUCAUGGACUUCAUCAGAGAGCAAGUCAUUGCAACGUCAAAAAGCUACGGUCUACUUAUGAACAGCUUCUAUGAGCUCGAGGCACUAUAUGUAGACUGUUGGAACCAGGCCUUUAAACCCAAGGCAUGGUGUAUAGGGCCCUUUUGCUUAGCAGAAUCGACAAAGACUGAUUCUAAGGUAAGCCAGAAGCCCACUUGGUUACAGUGGCUCGACCAAAAACUAGCACAAAGGAGUUCUGUUCUUUACGUCGCGUUUGGAUCGCAAGCAGAGUUAUCUUCUCAACAAUUACACGAAAUAUCAUCUGGCUUGGAGGAAUCAAAAGUGAACUUUCUGUGGGUGACGAGGAAGAGUGAAUCAGAACUUGAUGAUGGGUUUGAAGAGAGAGUGAAGGAAAGAGGGCUGGUAGUGAGAGAAUGGGUUGACCAGAGGACGAUUCUAGAACACGAGAGCGUUCAGGGAUUUUUGAGUCAUUGUGGUUGGAACUCCGUUGUGGAGAGCAUAUGUGCCAAGGUUCCGAUUCUGGCUUGGCCGAUGAUGGGAGAGCAGCGCCUGAAUGCACGAAUGGUUGUGGAGGAGAUCAAGGUGGGCCUGAGAGUUGAAACAAACAAUGAGUCGGCGAAAGGUUUUGUGAAGUCGAAGGGUCUGGAGAAGAUGGUGAGAGAGCUCGUGGAGGGCGAGGAGGGGAAGGAGGUAAGGAAGAAGGUGAAGGAGUUUGGAGACGCGGCAAAGAAGGCCAUAGCGGAAGGAGGCUCGUCUUGGCGCACCUUGAACCAGCUCGUUGACGAGUUGCAAGGGCUAAGAAAUGACCGUUAGAAGCUUUGGCCUAAAAUUUCUAUAUUUGUUGUUAGAUCACAAAUCAUUGAGGGGUAAAUAUGAUUAAAUAUAACAUGAUUUUG